Messenger RNA from Rubroshorea leprosula, 1631 nucleotides. The record is from the annotation of a GenBank genome assembly. Lineage: Eukaryota; Viridiplantae; Streptophyta; Magnoliopsida; Malvales; Dipterocarpaceae.
GCUCGCCAAUCACCAUUGCCUAGUGACAAAUUUUCCUCUCGGUCUACAAAGUGUGUUGUCAUUGGCUACGCUCACAGAUGAAGGGAACUGUCCUAUUAAUGAAAAAGGCUCCGAUAGCUAGUCCUUUACCAUCAUACUAUGAGGAGGACAUUGAGACCAUUCCAAAUACAAAUUUGGAUAGCCACUUGAAGAGAACAUCCAUGCAAAAUGCAAAAUCAAGUGAUGAUGAUACAAGUAAUGGAGGCAUACAAGCCGUUGAUCAUGCACCAAAUGUUCUAGCCACUAAUGGUGUAACUUCUCCAAAUGCAAAUAAAUUGCACUCCAGCAAGGAUGCCACUAAUUCAGGCAUAGAUACCACAUUGACUCGCUUCGACAAUCGAAAGCUUGAUGAUGUGCACAAGCCUCAUUUUGAGUCAAUAUCCGAUGGAGCCCAUAAAGCAGAUGCAACUAUCCAACACAGAUCGAAUGAACAUUAUAGGGCAAAAGACAAUGAUAUCACAAAUACUACUAAUUCUCACCAGGAAACAACAAGACCCCAACUGGCCUCAAUUCGAAAUUGGGAAUUAUGCCAACUUGACGUACACAAUGCCUUCCUUCAUGGUGAUCUUGAUGAAGAAGUAUAUAUGCAACUACCACUUGGAUAUGGCAACAAAGGAGAACAACGACAAUCAUUAUGUGAUUAUUCUUUGUUUACUUACCGACAAGGGAACAAUUUCCUUGCGGUUCUCGUCUAUGUUGAUGAUUUAAUGAUUGCAGGAAACAAUUCUACACUUUGUCAACAUUUGAAAGACUUUCUCAAUUCUCAAUUCCACAUUAAGGACCUUGGAAGGUUAAAGUACUUCCUCGACAUUGAAGUUGCUCGCCAUCCUUCAAGGAUCUUUCUUUGCCAAAGAAAAUACACCCUCGACAUCUUAUUUGAAUCUGAGAUGCUAGGUGCUAAACCUGUUUCUUUUCCAAUGGAGCAAAAGCUCAAGCUCACUCUUGAUGGUGGUUCCCCACUACCAAACCCCAUGCAAUAUAGACGACUUGUUGGGCAACUCAUAUAUUUGACCAUUACUCGCCCAGAAAUAUCUUUUUCUGUUCACAUACUUAGUCAAUUCAUGCAAGCUCCAACCCAGCUCCAUCUUGAUGCAACAAUGAGAGUACUUUGCUACUUAAAGUCUUCGCCAAGGCAAGGCAUUUUUUUAUCUUCUUCAAGCUCACUGCAACUCUCUGGUUUUUGUGAUUCUGAUUGGGCUAGUUGCCCCACCACUAGAAGAUCCACAACUGGUUAUGUCACAAUGUUAGGGACAUCUCCAAUUUCUUGGAAAACUAAGAAACAAUCCACAGUCUCUUGUUCAUCGACUGAAGCAGAGUAUAGGGCCAUGGCAUCCAUUGCUAUGCUUCGUGUCACCAUGACCAAUGUUGCUCAAGAGGAUCUUCUUGUUAGUUCAUGAUUAUGACACAAGUUACGUAGGCCAUACGUGAGCAUUUGCAACCACUGUCUUUAUUUUACCUGCACAUAUGAGCCUUAGCUAUCAAAGUUUAUGAUUACCUUUUAUUGGUUUGGUUUCAUUUCAUCCUUUUUUCUGUCAAUGCUCUUGAAUCAUUGAGAUCUCUGCCAUUAUGGCUAAGAAAAUAGUUGGGUUGGA